AUGGGUGAAACUCAGAGCAGUCCAGAGUGGGCAGAGAGGAAUCCGUAUUAUGACAACACGGAUCACCAGAUCGCUGACGAUCUGGCGCAGAAGCACAUGGCCAUCGGAUGCCAGAAAGCGAAUCUCCACGAGAACUGGGCCAAGCUCGGCUUACCAAGUCCUGCGGAAGGUGGAGUGCCUUGGUACUGGUUCUACAGUCGCCUGAGGUACGGAAAGUACCCACCUACGCGUUGGGUCGAGGGCAUCACGAUUGUAGAGGAGAACGAGUUUGGUGAGCAGUGGACGACACAAGUUCAGUUCGCCAAGGGUGGAUCGCGCCGUAUGCCCAUGGAUGAAAAUUUCUCACAAGAUUGGAGCCGAAGACCAGUGAGGUCCGUCUGCUGA
This is a messenger RNA of Cladocopium goreaui, 384 nucleotides long. Lineage: Eukaryota; Dinophyceae; Suessiales; Symbiodiniaceae. The record is from the annotation of a GenBank genome assembly.